AAAAAGAAAACUUGGUAAACUCCCACCAAAUCCCAAUAUAUAACAAAAGAAGCUAGCCAAAGUCUUGAAAUUAUUCAUUUUCUUCUUCUUCUUCGUCUCUUUCAAGUUCAAAACCAACAAAAAAGAAGUAAGAGAAAAAGUUUUAUAUAUGGAAGGACUUAUUCCAUUAGUGUACAAGACAAUUAAGAGGAGUAGAACUCGCCGGCGAUAUGAAUGUCUCUCCUUUGGUGCUGCUAAUAACAGCUAUAAUAUUGAAAAUUUCUAUCCAAAUGGUUUCAUCAACAGUAAACAUUAUGAAGUGACUCCCAGUGAUAAGGUGGCUGGUGGUGGUGAACUUCAGGCGGAGAACAACCGGCACCGACUAACACAGUCCCUCCACGUGGAAUAUACCGGUGGAGUUUCGCCGGAGAUUAGCACUCCAGCGAAGGAUAAAGAACUAGUGCGUUUCAGGAGCCACCGUAGAAUGUUUUCAUGUGUAACUGGUGGAUGAUGAAGAAAAGUUAGAGAUAUUCUGUGCUCAUAAGUGAGUUCGAAUUUGGGACAGUUAUGCUUUUAAGAUUUCUUGUAAAUUGAUAUCUACUUUGUAUUAUUUUCAAGCUAUAUGGACCUUACAUAUUUUUCUAAAAAAAUAUUAUUUACUCAUAUAUAUACUAUAUUAUAAAACAUUUUUGCGAUAUGGUGUCCUAUAACACCCAUUACUAAAAGGUGUUUCUCCAACUACAUCUUUUCAAUACCUGUGUUGAUUUCCAAUUUCUUUUUGUCUUAUUUUGUUAUAUUGUUAUAUUGUAUAGCCUCCUUCUAAUAGGGUAACUAAUACUACUUGGAAAAAAGAAAUUGGUGAUUUUUAUA
Messenger RNA from Nicotiana tabacum (common tobacco), 849 nucleotides. RefSeq lists its product as uncharacterized. The record is from RefSeq and is a predicted model, not a curated record. Lineage: Eukaryota; Viridiplantae; Streptophyta; Magnoliopsida; Solanales; Solanaceae.